ACCAACAUAAACCUUCAGAGAAACUACUUACACCAAUAGACACACUGACCACCACAUGGCUAUCAAACGACCCAGGUCAGCACAUCGCACCGAAGGCGGAGACAAAGCCAACGAAUCAAUCCCCAUGUCACCCUCAUCAUCGUCAUCUACUGCGUCGGACACUGGGAGGGAGCCCAAGCGCCAGCGGUCCCAGAAGGCACCUAGACGCGAUAAGCUCAGCCCUUCCUCCGCAACCUCCUCAUCGCCAUCAUCAUCCGAAGAUGGGGGAGAGCCAGAAAACUCAGCAGACUGGAACCAGAAGGAAGGUAUCUCGGUUCAAAAGAAGAAAAAUUCAACUCUAGCCGAACACGCCAAGCGGAGACUCAGUGGAAAAUUCGGUAUGGUUCGGAAGAGUAUGAACUUCGAACAACCCCCCUCUGGCCAUUCAUCACCUGCCCGAGUCCCCGGUAACGGCAGGGUAGGCGCACUCGCACGAGCAAGAGAGAACCAUGCAAAAACGCGUCAAAGCAUCGGAAUCACUCAAGACAAUCCUUUGGUGAUCAGUACUGAAGUCAUGAAUAACAACUAUGACGAAUGGAUGAAAAUGGCCACUGACAAUAAAAUUAACGUGAACAACACGUGGUCAUUCGCUCUAAUUGAUUAUUUCCACGACAUGUCACUGCUACGGAAUCCAGAAGCAGAGGGUGGGAUUAAUUUUCAAAAAGCAUCUUGUACUUUAGAUGGCUGUGUCAAAAUCUGGACUUCCCGAGUUGACAGUGUGGCAACGGAGACUGGGAAGCUACUAUCAGGCCUUGCGGAGGAAGCCAACAACAUUUCCAACCAGAUCGACGGCGAAGAUGAUGAGGAUGUGGGAGAGGAGUCAGGACUGAAAGCACCCAAGAAAACUCGAACCCGGGCUACCAAUUCAACCUCAUUAGUCGAAUUCAACGAGAAAAUCAAAGUCAAAGAACUUGAACUUGAAUUCACCGUCGACCCUCUGUUCAAAAAGACAUGUGCCGACUUCGAUGAAGGCGGAUCUGGUGGAAUUUUAAUGAGCCAUUUGUCUGUUGACAGUUCCAUGACUAUCAUUUUCGACGCCAGUGGGAAGCUGUUUUCACAAAAUUCCGAUGACGAUCAGGCGACUCAAAAUACGGCAGAAGAUGAACAUCCAACACUAUUGGAUGUUUCCAAACUGAAAUCUGCGUUCCUGGAUUCAGUUGAAGGUUUCCAAGCUCGCUCUAUAUGUCCCUGUCUAUCAAACUUCAAAUUCUCUACCACGGACUCGAUUCAAUCCUUUGAAGGUCUUGCCGCGCUAGCCAACAUCAUGGAAAAACCUGAUGAGCCCCCUAUUACUCAUGAUACGCAUGAUACCGGUAACGACUUCUUCGAUUCAAACGAGUCGCCUAACCUUGGCGAAGAUAACUUUCAAAUUCCUGACCAUGAAGAUGUUGAUGAUGAGGGGGUAGAUAUGGGUGAAGCUUUCAAUCCGAGUGGGAUCCCUAAUCAAAGAGACCUUCUCAUGGCACUGGUCGAUGACAAUUCGAAGCAGGCAGAAGGAGGACAGAGUAUCUUCGGUCAAGAGAGUACCGGGAUGUUUGAUUACUUUGACAAAAGUAUGAAGAAAAGUUGGGCGGGCCCUGAGCAUUGGAAGUUGAGGAGGACUGUUGCUUUCAAAUCUCGAGAUGACGAAAAUACGACGACGGUCAAUCGCACCAAGCGGGAAAAAUCGACAUUUUCAUUCGACUUUUUAAAACCUUUAGAAAACAGUCGUAAGUCGAUUUUCCAGGCGGGUUCUGCGAGUUUGACUUUGCCUGGGUACAAGCCACCGAAGCCGAAGUCACAGCGGAGAAUGAUCAAAAAGAUCGUUGGCAGCAAGACCGCUAUUGGAUCCAAGCAGAUGUUGGAACAGCACUGUUUGCCGGAUGAUAUGCAUUUCAAUGCUUCCCAGCUCUUGAGAUUUGACAUGAAGCCCAAGACAACAUUCAAUAUGCGCGUCAAAUCUUCAGGAUCCGUGGCUCAUCACCCUGGUGCCGACAUUGAUGAAAACUACUGGGCCCGCACUGCGGCAGCAGCAGCACAAAACAAUCAAGACCAAGCGAAUCAAGAGGAAGAAAAUUCCAACGAUGCAAUCCCAUUUGCGACUCAGUUUUUCCAAGAUGAACCAGAUGAUCAGCCGGAUUUUGAAGAGGAGUUUGAUAAUCCGGUCGGAAUGACGGGCAACCUUUCCACUGAUCCGGAUGACACGACGUUGAAUGAUCCUGCGAAGACUAAAGAGGACGAGCAUGAUCUAAUUGCUGCCACUCAAAAUCUUAACGUUCGCGCCAGACCCGAGUUCGUUAACUACGCUAAGAAAGCUAAACGGGUUGAUGUCAAGAAGUUGAAGGAAAACAUCUGGAGAGAACUCGAAGAACUCACCAUUGAAAUGGAGGCUGAAGCUAACACAACUGAUCAUCAAGGAGAGAGUGAAGAUGCUUUAGAAGAAAAUGUCGAGAACCCAGAAGGCGAUGGGGGUAGCAAGAGAAGGAAGACGAAGACGUUCACCAAGGUGAUCAACGGGUUGAGAACGAUGUACCCACAGGAGAAGAUGGAAGAAAUCAGCACAUCGUUUUGUUUCAUAUGUUUACUUCAUCUGGCUAACGAGAAAGGCUUACGCAUCCAAUCGAUCAGCCAGUCAAAUCAACAACAAUUACCGCUAGAUUCGGCUAUGAAUGAUGAUGAUGGUAACAUCGAUGAUUCUGCUCCACUUCGACCAGAUGACUCCAAAUUUGUUGGUCGAUUAGAAGAGUUGAAAAUCUUGAAAGACGCCCUUUGAUUGUCCCCCCACCAGUUUUUCUUCAUGAUUUGUUUCUGCAUAAUCUUCACCGCUCAUGUGUUUCUUUUGGCUUAUUCGACCAAUGUUCUUUUGUUUCCCAUCUCGGUUUGUUUUACUCGCUCUGUUCCUUCUAUCCUGAACUUGAUGAACUUGGUGAUUAUUAGUAGUUCACAUGGAAGUCGAAAUACAGUCAAUUCGCAAUCGUCGCGUUUUCUUCUCUGAGAUCUCCAUCAAAAGCUUUUUGAAUUUUCUUCCGCUAAUGACAAGCACGA
Molecule: messenger RNA, 3063 nt
Organism: Puccinia graminis f. sp. tritici CRL 75-36-700-3
Lineage: Eukaryota; Fungi; Basidiomycota; Pucciniomycetes; Pucciniales; Pucciniaceae
Exons: 10
Coding region: 56-2791 (911 amino acids)
Biological process (GO): mitotic chromosome condensation
Cellular component (GO): condensin complex
Molecular function (GO): chromatin binding
Source: RefSeq, a predicted model, not a curated record